GCGGCCGUUUAUAAUCAUCCGCCCUGCGGACUCAGCUGCGAUUCUCAAAGUCUGAUGCUCGUGGAACCAUCCGCGGCUGCGUACGGCAGGCUGGUUCGCUGUUACGCUGCCGCUACACAUGCGUCCUUAUCCGGCCACACGGAUUUAAUGUCCACGGAGGGGUCCACAGGAUUAAUUUUCACCAUUUUUUCGGACUAUUUUAGAGAUUAGUUUCCCCCAGUAAGGAGAGUCCAUCACCCCGCCACCAUGCCGCUCAGCUCCGCUCUAGUGAGCAGGAACUACGACUACGAUUACGACUCCCUCCAGCCGUACUUUUACUACGACCACUCGGAGGAGGAUUUCUAUCCGCAGCAGCCGCAGCCCCCGGCGCCCAGCGAGGACAUUUGGAAGAAGUUCGAGCUUCUUCCCACGCCGCCGCUGUCGCCCAGCCGGCGGCCGUCACUCUCGGGCUUGCCCUACCCAUCCACCGCCGACCAGUUGGAGAUGGUGAGCGAGUUCCUCGGCGACGACGCAGUCAACCAGAGCAUCAUCUGCGACGCCGACUACUCUCAGAACUUCCUCAAGUCAAUCAUCAUUCAGGACUGCAUGUGGAGCGGCUUUUCGGCCGCGGCUAAGCUCAAGAAGGUGGUGUCCGAGCAGCUCGCCUCGCUGCACGCUGCCCGGAGGGAGUCCACCGCCUCCUCUGCCGGCGCGGCCAGCCCCGCGACCGCCGCCCCCUCGGCGCACGCUUCCCCGGCUUUAGUCACUUCUGACGCCGGCUCGGCGGAGCCUCCCGGUGGGACCGCCUGGAGGCUGAACAGCAGCUACCUGCAGGACCUCAACACGUCGGCGUCCGAGUGCAUCGACCCCUCGGUUGUCUUCCCCUACCCGGUGGCUGAGACCCCCAAGCAGGGCGAGCCCCCCUGUCAAGACUUGAGACUGGACACGCCGCCCAACAGUGGGAGCAGCAGUUGCAGUGACUCAGAGGAAGACGACGACGAUGAGGAAGCUGUGGGUGAUGAAGAUGAGGAUGAGGAAGAGGCGGAGGACGAAGAGGAGAUCGAUGUAGUGACAGUGGAGAAGCGACAGUCGGCUAAACGCCCCGACUCGUGCGUCUCGACGGACACUCGCCAUCCCGCCGGCCCCCUGGUGCUCAAACGUUGUCACGUCACCACCCACCAGCACAACUACGCCGCUGCCCACCCGCCCGCUCGGCAUGAGCGACAGCCGCUUCUCAAGCGCCUCAAGAUGGACAACGGAGCUGCAGGAGGCGUGAGCCAGAGCCGCGUGCUGAAGCAGAUCAGCAGCAACCGCAAGUGCGCCAGCCCGCGCUCCAACCCGUCAGACUCUGAGGACCACGACAAGCGUCGGACUCACAACGUGCUGGAACGCCAGCGGCGGAACGAGCUCAAGCUCAGCUUUUUCGCGCUGCGUGACGAGAUCCCCGAGGUGGCCAACAACGAGAAGGCAGCCAAAGUGGUCAUCCUGAAGAAGGCGGCCGAGUGCAUCCGGGAAAUGCAGGCCGACGAGCGCCGUCUGCUGUCGCUCAAGGAGCAGCUCAGGCGGCGGGCGCAGCUCCUCAAGCACAAACUCUCAACGCUGCAUGAGCAGCGCGCUUAAAACUCGCCAUGUUUCUUCGGUUGUUGUUUUUUUUGUACAGUUUGCAUGAGGGGAAAAAUGUUUGGAAUCAUGUUGGAUUUCAAUGUUAAAACUGCCUCAAUUCAAGUUAUUAUGGGUGGGUUAAAAUAUUUAAAGUUUAUUUUUAUUAAGAAAAUGGAAGAAAAAUCGGGGUCCCGCAGUUUCACAGUUGGGGCCCAAAUUAAAAUAUACAUUUUUAUGUUUUUGUAUAUAAUUAUUAUUUCCUAAGAAAAUGUAUUUUUGGAGCUCAAUUGUCUGGAUGUUCAGACCCAAUGUUUGUUUUUUCAUUCUGUUCAUA
This is a messenger RNA of Corythoichthys intestinalis (scribbled pipefish), 1915 nucleotides long. It is a transcript of the gene myca, whose product is annotated as MYC proto-oncogene, bHLH transcription factor a. The record is from RefSeq and is a predicted model, not a curated record. The coding region runs from base 247 to 1599 and encodes 450 amino acids. NCBI's taxonomy places the organism in Eukaryota, Metazoa, Chordata, Actinopteri, Syngnathiformes, Syngnathidae. Gene Ontology annotation, biological process: positive regulation of cell population proliferation; regulation of transcription by RNA polymerase II. Gene Ontology annotation, molecular function: RNA polymerase II cis-regulatory region sequence-specific DNA binding; protein dimerization activity; DNA-binding transcription factor activity, RNA polymerase II-specific. The transcript is spliced from 4 exons.